AUGGCUGCUAAAAUAUAUCAAUCGGAUCAGGAAUUGGAAACAAAGGUCAAGAAAGCAACCGAACGGAUAUCUGAAAAUAUGCACAUAGUUGCAAACGAGCCGUCUCUUGCAUUUUAUAGACUCCAAGAACACGUGCGGAAAGCAUUGCCUCCUAUGGUGGAGAAACGGGUAGAAGUACUAGCAUUGCAGCAGCAGCUUUUAGGUAGAUGUUACGAUGUAGAAUAUGCUGUUAGUGCUAUUAAAACAAUGCACGGUGCUGGAAAAAGUUUUGAGAACACUCUGGAAUUUAUAAAGAAUGCAAUAUUCUUUAAACAACAAUUAAAAUACGAGGAACAACGCCGGCAUAAAAAGGAUGGAAACAGAGAUUCUGUAUACAAAAGAUUAUCCGCGCACAUUCCCACGUUAGACCACUUACCAGAUGAAAUAUCCGAUGUAGUAAGAGAAACAGCUAACAGAGUAGAAUCUAUGAUGAACCAUGCCAGGCAUUCCGCUGAAGUACAAAAAACAAAUUGA
Hylaeus volcanicus is the source of this 513-nucleotide messenger RNA. RefSeq names its product BLOC-1-related complex subunit 8 homolog. The coding region runs from base 1 to 513 and encodes 170 amino acids. The record is from RefSeq and is a predicted model, not a curated record. Lineage: Eukaryota; Metazoa; Arthropoda; Insecta; Hymenoptera; Colletidae. Gene Ontology annotation, cellular component: BORC complex. The transcript has 2 exons.